AUGCUGAUUUACGACAAUGCACUUUGGCUAUUGCUUGCAGCGCUCCUGCUUGACGCCCUCAUCGGCGACCCUGACUGGCUCUGGCGCCGUCUGCCGCAUCCGGUUGUAGGAAUCGGCAGGAUCAUCUCGAUUUUAGAUGACAGCCUCAAUCGCCCGACCAUGACGGCAGGACAACGCAAGGCGGGCGGUCUGAUAACCCUGCUGCUGCUCGUGUUCGGCGGUCUCGGUCUUGGCUCGGCUCUGGAAAGCAUUUCGGGUCAAAUCCCGUUUGGCGACAUCCUGAUCGUCAUCGUCACGACAGUUUUUCUUGCCCAGAACAGUCUUUACCGACAUGUGGCUGCUGUUCGGGACGGGCUGGAACAAUCGGGGCUUGAAGGCGGGCGCAAGGCUGUUGCCAUGAUUGUCGGGCGGGAUCCGAACCAGCUCGACGAGGCCGGCGUUUCCCGGGCGGCAAUUGAAUCCUGCUCAGAGAACUUUUCCGACGGCGUGGUCGCCCCUGUAUUCUGGUUCGCCCUGUUUGGCCUGCCGGGUUUACUUGCCUACAAGGCCGUCAACACCGCUGACAGCAUGAUCGGACACAAGAACGAGACCUAUCGCGAAUUCGGCUGGGCGUCGGCAAGGUUCGAUGAUCUGAUCAACUUGCCCGCUUCGCGCCUUUCAGGCCUCUUCAUCGCCCUGUCAGCUCCGUUGGCAUACGGCUCUCCUCGCAAGAGCCUGACCUGCAUCAUCAGGGAUGCCGGAAAGCACAGAUCUCCCAAUGCCGGUUGGCCGGAGGCUGCCAUGGCCGGCGCGCUCGACAUAGCCCUGGCCGGGCCACGUGUUUAUCCAGGGCAAACGGUAGAUGAUCCCUAUCUCAACGAAGCGGGGCGAAAGGAAGCAACGGCAAACGACAUUGAUCGUGCCGGGAUGGUCAUGAUCGGGGCGUGCGUCAUACAGGGUCUGACAAUCGGAUUGCUCGCUGCAGUCGCAGCUUAG
Molecule: messenger RNA, 975 nt
Organism: Effrenium voratum
Lineage: Eukaryota; Dinophyceae; Suessiales; Symbiodiniaceae
Source: the annotation of a GenBank genome assembly